AAAUUACCGAGGGGAUGUGGACAUGGGGGUCAUUGAGAAGUUCAUGCCUCUCGUUUUGGAGAGGGAGGAUGAUGGCAACAUGGCACCAAUCAUACAGACUCAGGAGGCAACCUUUUGUUUUGUGAAAGUCAGCAAUCUAUACGUUGUGUCAGCCACACGGAUAAAUGCCAAUGUGACAUUGGUGUUUGCGUUUCUGCACAAACUUGUAGCUGUUGCUCAAGAAUAUUUUAAGGAAUUGGAAGAGGAGAGUAUCAGGGACAACUUUGUCAUCAUAUAUGAGCUGCUAGAUGAACUUUUGGAUUUUGGCUACCCACAGACUACAGAUGGCAAGAUUCUUCAGGAAUAUAUCACGCAAGAGGGUCAUAAAUUAGAGAUUGCUCCACGACCUCCCAUAGCUGUUACAAAUGCUGUGUCUUGGCGCUCGGAAGGCAUCAAGUAUCGCAAGAAUGAAGUCUUCCUUGAUGUUAUUGAGGGUGUUAAUCUUCUGGCUAAUUCAAAUGGCAAUGUGCUCCGUAGCGAGAUUGUUGGGAGCAUCAAAAUGCGUGUGUACCUCUCAGGAAUGCCAGAGUUGCGGUUAGGGUUGAACGAUAAGGUACUGUUUGAGUCGACAGGACGGGGUAAAAGCAAGAGUGUGGAGUUAGAGGAUGUCAAAUUCCACCAAUGUGUCAGACUGUCCAGGUUUGAAAAUGAUCGCACUAUCUCCUUCAUUCCUCCUGAUGGUGAAUUUGAGCUCAUGUCAUACCGACUCAAUACACAUGUGAAACCACUUAUAUGGAUUGAAUCUGUGAUUGAACGACAUGCCCACAGCAGAGUUGAGUACAUGGUGAAAGCUAAAUCCCAGUUUAAAAGACGUUCAACAGCCAACAACGUAGAGAUCAUUAUUCCAGUACCUAAUGAUGCUGACUCUCCAAAAUUCAAAACAUCUGUGGGCUCUGUCAAGUAUACGCCAGAGAAAAAUUGUGUUGUUUGGACAAUUAAGUCAUUCCCAGGAGGUAAGGAGUACUUAAUGCGGGCCCACUUUGGAUUACCCAGUGUAGAAGGUGAAGAUGUGGAGGGCAAGCCUCCCAUUCAGGUGCGCUUUGAAAUACCCUACUUCACUACUUCAGGAAUCCAAGUGAGAUAUCUGAAGAUCAUUGAAAAAUCUGGCUAUCAAGCGCUUCCAUGGGUUCGAUAUAUCACCCAAAAUGGCGACUACCAGUUAAGGACACACUAAAAUUCUCAAUUUUUGGUAAACUUUUUUCCAAUUGCUAGAAAAUUACAAAGCUCACUUCUACUUUCCAUCAAAGUUUAAACAAUCAUUUAAGAAAAAGCUCUCACUGCAUGAUCUUAUGUUGUCUGAUCUUAGUGAUGUACAGUGAGUACACCUGGAUUAUCUUGGUUGAUCAGAUUUUGAUUUCAUAAGAAUCAUUAUCCUGAUUUCAUAUGCUGUAUUUGAUAAGAAAUGUAAUGUAACUUAAUUAAUCCUAUUUGCCCCUUUGUUCUUCAUCUUUCUAGCUGAAUUCCUACACGUGUUCUUUCACCUCUUCAUAAAUAUCAUUUCUUCGUCAUAGCAUUUGACUUAAAGUCAGCAGAAAUUAUUAAUCAGAAUAUUGAGAGUUUUGUUUUGCAAGGGCCAGAAAUUUGAGGUAUCCUUGAAUAACCUGAAGUUGAGAAUGAAGCACAUUAAACUUUAUAGUCAAUGAGACCAUAUAUUGGGUUGGUAUUCUUCACCUACAGUAAGAUGUACUUCAUUGUAGGAUAUGUCUCAUCAUUGGCUCAUUUUAUAGUGAGAAUGAAAUGACUACUUUUAUAAGAAACUUGAAUACAGAUUAUAUAUUUAUUGAAAUAUAUAUUUUCUUCCUUGUCUCUUGGCAUGUGUGGUUAAGAGUAAUUCUUUGCAGCAGAUUUUUGCCUUUAAAACUUAGCAAAAUUUUCCAUUUGAGCCUUUAAAACUUAGCAAAAUUUUCCAUUUGAAAAUAGGCAUCUUGAUCAAAUAAUUUUUAUUCAAACUAUUUUAUUUAUUUGUAUCAAUAAUUGCUUGUACAGUAUACCUUAUUUUUGUAUUCAGGAUGGGGCAGCAUAAGUGCCUCUUAAUAUGUAUAGAAUUUGCUUUACAUUCCAGUUUAGUUGCAUCUGUCUUGUUUAGGGUAUUUAUGAUCAGAAAGAAAAUAAGUAAUCUUUAAAACCCUUUCACUGUCUGUCACAUAUUGAUGUCAGGUCAGUCACAUAGAUCUGUCAUGAGUUCGUCUUGCUUGGAUAGGUUGUGAGAGGUAAAUUUUGGCCAAGAUAUGAAAGAAUGGGUCUGUGCAGUGAGUGUGCACAGUAUAUAAAAAAAAUCCUUCCUCACAUGGUGCAUGAUGGGAAAAAGCAAAACUCUGACCUUGUGUGUGGAUGGUUCUUAUGGUUUUAUUGGCUGUUAUACAUUAUAGGGUUUACCUCACUGUUAUUUCCUUAAAAAUUUAAGAUAAAUUAUUAGAUAUUUGGAUAUUUUACCAAGAGACAUUUGCUAAUAUUGCUGCUUGAAUUGGUUUAAAAAAUAUUCAUUGUUAGUAUUUGACCAUUAAUAAACACUUGCCAGUCUAUUUUUUUUAAAGAAUAAUAUCUCCCAGAUAAUUUUAUGGAAAUUAAUUGAUUAAACAAGGAAACAUGUUAAAUUUCCUAUGACAAAAAUAUUAUUAUGGUAGUUGAUUACACAGAAUAGAAGAUUAAAAACAUGGCAAAACUCUGACCUUGUGUUUGGUUUCAGUAACAACUUUUGAGGUGUUUUCUAUGAUGGAUCUUAUAGUUUUAUUGGCUGUUUCAUUAUCAUUUGAUAGAAUGAAAGACAUACUAGUGAAAUAAAUAUGAUUGAGUUGGUUCUAGCACCUGACGAGGAUGGGUGAGGCCCUUCUACACCCCCUCUGAUCUGUUUUAUGGGUGUUUUACUAGGUUUGAGUCAGUUAUUGGGAUACCAUAAACCAUGAUCAGUUAUUCUUGGUUAUACAUUAUUAUCUGAGAAAUAGGUUAAAUCUCUAUUUUUUUGUGUGAUGAAUUCAAAAUGGAAGGCGAGUGUAAUAUAAAAGAGGCCUGGGGAUAUUAUUAAUGAACAGAGGAAAUGUUUAGUGCCUGGAAUAUCUACAGUAUUUAUUUUAAAAUGGAUUAUUUUUUAAUAGGGUAGUUUUGAUUGUUGAAUGGGUGAUUUCUUGUACUCAUUUGAAAGAACGGAAGGUGUACUAGUGAAAUAUUUAAGAAUUUGGUUAAAUUGAGGAUUGGAAUUGGCAUUAAAUAGAACUCAAAAUCAGCGAAAUCACCAAUGCUUAAAUUGUGGCCAGACUGCUAACUUUGUGCCUGUGUAAUUUCAUAAGUUUUCUGUCAAAUUUUGCAUUUUUGGCCUCAUUACUGUCAUAAAAAAGAUUCUUUACCACUUUAUUUGUUUUUUUAAAUGUGGACACUGAGUACUUUCAAUUUUGUGAGUCUGGACAGUGAAAGGGUUAAUUGUACACAAGUAACCCGAAGAAGAAGAGAGAAGCUUACGACGACGUUUUGGUCCGUCUUGGACCAUGUACAAAGUCACACUAACGAGAAGGAGAACAGGAUGGGUAUAUAUAGGCAGGAGGUGGUAGUAGUAGUAGUGGUAGUAGUGGAGAUGGAAGGAAGUAGUAGUGGGGAGGUAGUAAGAGUAGAAGGGGCAGACAAAUACUAAGAAAGAGGAGCACUGCAAGGGAGCUGGUGCCCACAGAGGGUAAGAGCAAGAACACCGAGGGGGGGGGGGAACAAAUAAAUAAGUAAAUAAAGAAGGAACAAAUACACAGGGCAGAAGAAAGACAACCCAAAGGAGAAAAAGGAAAAAGGAAAGGGGAAGAGGGAGAAGAAGAAAAAAAGAGGAAUCAGGUUAGAUCACGAGUGUUCUUAAGUUUGGAGCAUUUUACAAUGUAGUGGGAGAGGAAGGCAUCUACAGAGACGAAGCCAGGACUAAGAUUCAUACAAGGAAAGCUGUGUAUUAGGGAGGACUCAACCAGAUGGCGACUGUUAAAGUUGAAAGUAGGGAAGACAGUUUUAGCAGAAGACCAGUCAGUAGGAUAGCUGCGAUCUCUGACAUGACAGAAAAGAGCAUUGUUAGUGUUGGCAAGCCUAACACUAUUUUUGUGAGCCCCAACUCUGUCAGAAAGAGAUCGACCAGUUUCUCCAAAGUAUUGAAGAGGACAGGAGGAACAAAAAAUAGAGUAGACACCAGGAGCAUCUGUAGAGGGAGGAGAGGUAUGAACGAGAUUAGUGCAAAGAGUGUUAGUUUGGCGGAAAGUAAGUUUGAUGUCUAAGGAACGGAGAUAGUUGUUGAGAUUAGAAAGACCAGAAAUGUAGGGAAGGCAGAGGACAGAAGAGUUCCCAGGAGUAGAGAGUUUGGUAGAGAAGAAAUUAUGUUUAGCACGUGAGAGGGCAGAGUCUAUGAAAUGGGAAGGGUAGCCAAGAUGGGAAAAUGAAUUAUGAAGGGUGGAAAUUUCUGGUUGAAGGAACUGAGGAUCACAUAUGCGGAGAGCAUGGAGAAAGAGGGAGAUAACACUUUUUUUGACAGAGGAAACAUGAUAAGAAAAGUAGUGAAUGUACAUGCCACUGUGCAUAGGCUUGCGGUAAACAGAAAAGGCAAAACCUGUAUCUGAGUGGUGGACAUGAACAUCAAGAAAAGGAAGCAGUGCUCCUCUUUCUUAGUAUUUGACUGCCCCCUCCUACUCUUACUACCUCCCUACUCCUUCCUUCCACCUCCACUACUACCACCCCCUGCCUAUAUAUACCCAUCCUGCUCUCCUCGUUAGUGUGACUUCGUAAAUGGUCCAAGUCGGACCGAAAUGUCAUAAGCUCCUCUCUUCUGUGUGCAGGUUAUUUGUGUAUAGUUCGAGUCACAGUAUUGUGCCUUUUUUGUUAUUUAAAUGGUUAAUUAACUGUUGUAACAUCACACAUUAAUCGUCUUGGUAAUGAACAUAAUGUGUCAUAAAAUAAAAAGUAUUCAGUUAAUAGUCAUACACAUUUUCAUUUUGAGUACUUAUUUUUCAAUGCAAAAUUUGAAAUUUACAUUAAUCUCCAAUUGUGUUUUGAUGCAAAAUAUCAGUGUUUCUGUAAAAAUAUAAAACCUUGCUUGGAGGCAAAUUCAUAAUUGCCUUGCACUGAUCAGUUACUGAAAAUGCCAUACCAUACCAUAAAUGUGUGUAUUGUACUUGUUUGGGAUCAAGCAGGAAUUGCAGAGUAGGUCAAAUGUAUUACUAGUGCAUUGUCAGUUUAGAUUUUCAUGUGUAAUUCAUGGUUGGCAAAAUUAUAACAGCUUUUUUACAUUUUCCAUAAUUGUCUAAAUACUUUUAAUAUAUAUUUGCUUUGAAAUAUGAUGGAGUGCUUUUCACAUUUAUUUCUGAUUGAUGUAGCUAUAAAGCUACAUCACACAGAUGAUUUUAAAACCUUGUGCAGAAGAAUUGUGUACAUAGUUUUAAUAUUUUAAAUGAUGGAUUUACUAGAUAUUUAGUUUUAUUAUAAUGCUUUAUGCUAGUUGUGAUGAAGGUUAGUGCAGGAUCCUAGAAUAUUGUGGAUAAUGUUUGUUAUAGUUUACAUUAUAGGGUUUACCUCACUGUUAUUUCCUUAAAAAUUUAAGAUAAAUUAUUAGAUAUUUGGAUAUGUUGCCAAGAGACAUUUGCUAAUAUUGCUGCUUGAAUUAGUUUAAAAUAUUCAUUGUUAGUAUUUGACCAUUAAUAAAUAAACACUUGCCAGUC
Cherax quadricarinatus is the source of this 5708-nucleotide messenger RNA. RefSeq names its product adaptor protein complex 1, mu subunit (gene AP-1mu). Gene Ontology annotation, molecular function: clathrin-cargo adaptor activity. NCBI's taxonomy places the organism in Eukaryota, Metazoa, Arthropoda, Malacostraca, Decapoda, Parastacidae. The record is from RefSeq and is a predicted model, not a curated record. Gene Ontology annotation, biological process: intracellular protein transport; vesicle-mediated transport. Gene Ontology annotation, cellular component: clathrin-coated vesicle; clathrin adaptor complex.